AUGGGUUUAAAAAGAUGGAUUAGCGGGUCAACGAAAAGAAAUAAAUCAGAACCUUUGACAGACCCUCUGAUUAAAGCACCUGGCGAUAAAAAUAUCCGUAGUUCUACUCAAUAUCAACAUCAUUAUUCCCAUUAUGUUCCUAAUAAUAAUAAGUCUGGUGCUAAGGUUGCUACGAAUAAUAGUCAUGAGACUAACUCCUCUUACCGCGAUCAAAGUAACAGCAGGAGUAGUAGCAGUACAUCUAGCAGUCUAACUCAUAGUCCUUAUAACUCUAAUAAUAAUAAUAAUAAUAAUAAUAAUAAUAAUAACAAUAAUAAACCAUUGACUAACGUUACCACUAAUAGUACUAAAGGUAAGAGUAGCAAUAGCCUACCAUAUAAAAACAAUAAUAUUAACAAUAAUUAUAUCGCAGAUAAGGUAUUUCUAGGCCCUACUUCAGUUUCGAGCACUGAGCUUGUCAUGCCAAAUAUGCAUCAUACAGGUAGCAGCAAUAGCAAUAGCAAUAGUAUUAACAGUAUUAGUAGAAGUACAACAAGAAGUAGGAGUAGGAGUAGGAGUAACAGUAACUAUAAUAACUUUACUAGUUUCAAUACAACUACAACUGCUUCAAGUACAAGAAACAACAGUUUUUCCAUGACUGCUAAUCCUCCUCCUACGGUGGCAAUUUUGAAUAAAACGGUUAGUGGGCAUGGAAUUUCAAAUACUAAUAACAAUAAAUUUUUUAUGGAAGAUAAUAGUGUCUUUUUUACGGAUUCCGAAACAAGCAUGAUAGAAAACACCACCGGUAUUGCCAGCGAUGGAGUAAAUAGUGGCUAUUUGGAUGUCUCUUUUGAACAAAAUUCUGCCUUAACUGCUGCUAGUAAUGUUUUGUCAAACACCACAAUUAAAGUUACAAAUUAUGAUUCUAGGGAUAAUAGCAGAAGAAACAGUAGAAGCCAUAGUAACUUGGAUUUCAAUCCAAUUGAUUUGAUCUCCCCUCCAGCCGUAAAUACGACGAUUCCGAUAUCACAUAAUAAUCCUAAGAACAAUGUUAACACUAACAAUAUGGACACAACAGUUCUAUCAGAACAAUUACUGGUGCAGCAGCUACCUCCAUACAAAACGCUAGUACAGCAGCAACCCAGGGAAAGGGAAAAGGAAAAGGAAAAGGAAAAGGAAAAUAAUUCAUUAUCCUCAACACCUUCUUUAAGAUUUCAUUUUGGUAAUCCGUUUUCGUCUACCUCAUCCGCAGAUAACAGUAACAACAAAAAAAAUAGUAAUAAUAUUGCUAGUUCGUUAACUGCUAAGGAAGCUUACUUAAAUCAGUUACAAGAUGAUUGGCAAUACCAUUUAGAUGAAUUCCCGGAACUUUUGCCAAUGGACCAUAACCUAUCGUUUGGCGAUGGUUCUAAUAAGAUAUUUGGUUUUGAAAAUUUUGGAAAUACUUGCUAUUGUAAUAGUGUUUUACAAUGUCUGUAUAACCUAGAUGAGUUUCGCUUAAAUGUGUUGAAAACACCUUUUAAAACUGGAAUUAAUAAUAGAAAAUUAGUUUGUGAAGGCAAUAAACCAAGAAAUUUUGCGAAAUUACAGGCUAGUUUAAUAAAUAACGGACGUGUUUUAUCUAAUACUAGCGCUGUUACUACAGCUAACUCUACUCAUGGUACUACCACUCCCAACAGCAAUACGACAACUAAUAGUACUGGAGUUAAAUAUUUAACUACAGAUGAGAUACUAAAGAAAUUGGAUUUGCAUCAUGACGGUGUGAUAGUCGGUAGAACCAACGAUAAUAUCUAUCAUUCAUGUGAAAAAAGAAAGAAUUCAGCACUAAUUAACGGGCCCAUUUUAAAUAUAGAUCAUCUAUCAGAAUGUUCCAGAUUUAACAAUGCUAAUUUAGCAUCAGUAAAUAAUUUUGAUCAAAAUUCCAAUUAUGUAUCUGGAACCAGUAAUGACGGUGGUGAUGAUAUUGAUGGUUCUAAUAAUAAUACUAAUAAUAGUGGCAGCAGUAUUGAUAGUAGCAAUAGUGAUAACAAUGCUAGUAAUAGUUUUCUUGGUACUGUUAUUAACGGCAAGAACAGAAAUACCAAUAAGAUAUCGGCAUCUUCAAAUGACGUAUCAUGCUCCAUGUAUACUUGUUUGAAGGAUGUUUUUGAAUAUAUUACUGAAAACAAGUUUUUAAUAGGGAUUGUUUCACCAGUUGAAUUUAUCAAUAUUUUAAAAAUAUCUAAUAUAAUGUUUAGUUCUUCUAUGCACCAAGAUGCUCAUGAAUUUUUGAAUUUCCUUUUAAAUGACAUGAGUGACUAUUUGGCAACUUUAAUAAAAUCAUCAUCCGCAACUUUUAACCAUAACAACUUUAUUACUGAUUUAUUUCAAGGUAUUUGUACGAAUAGGACAAGAUGUUUAACUUGUGAUAAUACUACAUAUAGAGAUGAGCUCUUUUUGGAUUUCCCGCUAGAUAUUUCUAGUUUAACAGAUAACAAUAUCGAAAAUUAUUUUCUAAAUUAUCGUCAAAGGGAGAUGUUGUGCGGUGAAAAUAAAUUUUAUUGUGAUAAAUGUAACGGAUUGCAAGAAGCUGAAAGAGUUGUGACUUUAAAAAAAUUACCAAAUGUUUUAUUGAUGCAUUUAAAAAGAUUUAAAUAUAGUGAAAAGGAAAAAUGUAAUAUUAAGUUGUUUGAUAAAGUAGAAUAUCCAUUAAAUUUGAGAAUAUGCUCAUCUUCUGAAAAGAACAAUGAGGGAGCCCUGUGUAGAAAUUACGAAUUAAAUGGGAUCGUUGUUCAUUUAGGCGGUGGUCCAUCCCAUGGCCAUUAUAUAGCCAUUGUUAAAAAUUCUAAAUUUGGUUGGUUAUUAUAUGAUGACGAAACCGUUCAAAGUGUUAAUGAAGAGGAUGUGUUAAAAUUUUAUGGUGGUCCAGGUGAUUUAUCUACUGCCUACGUUUUGUUUUAUAAAGUAGUUGAUAAAGCCUACGACAGUACAAAUAAUGAAUUGUCUGAUGUCCUUGCCGGAAAUAAUUGCAAAAACAACAUAAACGCUUUAAUUAAAUGCGAUGAAAUCAUGAGAAACUUCACCAAGAGUACUAUAAACUUUUCAAAGAAAAAAGGGUUUUUUGAUACCUCUGAUGCCACCACUAUAAAUAACAAUGGUAGUGGCAGUAAUAACAAUAAUAGUACAACUUUAAAUCCUAAUGUUUCAUAUAUGAAUAACACCAAUAGUGGAUUUAACUCCAGAAGUACCAGCAAUAUUAGUUUUAAUAAUAAUAUUGAUUCCGCUAAUAAUAGUUCAGGCGGGGUAGAUUUGGCAGUUCAUAAGAACAAUUGUAUUACUGGCAAUGUCAGUGGUAUUAAGGAUAUAAAUAAUAAUGGUACAUUCGAGGGAGAUUAUAAGCUUGAUAAUAACAAUAAUAUAAAUUAUCAAGGGCUAUCGUCAACUACCACCGCAAAAGCCGGCACGAAAUCCAACUCAUCUUCGGCACAGAAUCAAGAAAGCAAGACUAAACUUAAAAGAAGGUCAUCAACUAGAUGGUUUAGAAGAAGUUCUAAGGCAUUUUGA
This is a messenger RNA of Saccharomycodes ludwigii, 3522 nucleotides long. It is a transcript of the gene UBP9, whose product is annotated as putative ubiquitin-specific protease UBP9. Gene Ontology annotation, cellular component: nucleus; cytosol. Lineage: Eukaryota; Fungi; Ascomycota; Saccharomycetes; Saccharomycodales; Saccharomycodaceae. Gene Ontology annotation, biological process: protein deubiquitination. Gene Ontology annotation, molecular function: cysteine-type deubiquitinase activity; cysteine-type endopeptidase activity. The transcript has a single exon. The coding region runs from base 1 to 3522 and encodes 1173 amino acids. The record is from RefSeq and is a predicted model, not a curated record.